CGGCCAGCCACCUUUCACGCCUGUUCCAAUCUUGUGUACCUAUGGACGUGUGUGUAGUUGUGGGACAAGGCUUUGAAUUGAGAGUCUUGUGCGAUCCUCCAUCGCCACAGCCAUUGCCAUUGUGGAUCCGUUUCACUGUGUGGUAGUCUCUCAUGUGACCGCGAAUAGUUUAGUUUGUGCAUUUUGUUUAGUGAGUUGUGGGAUCGGGGGCUUCGUUGCCGGUGUCAGACUACGUGGAUGGAAUUGCGGGGGAUCACUUGGGUAUAUGGCUUGGGGCUUGGAAGAGUGGAAGCUAGGGUUUGAAAAUCGAGCGUAGGGAGGAGGGGGGAAAGCGAUUUAAGUGUCUUUGUGGUGUGCAUGAUAGGAUUGAUAUCAAGCUUGAAGAGUAUAGGAAAGAGGGAGGUAGAACUGGCGAUGGAAGGUUGUUGCCACGGGUUUUGAAACGAGGAAGCUAGUUGUCAAUGUGCACAGGUGUUGUGUGUUGUGAGGUUCUGCGAGGAAAAGGAGUCUGAUUGUGCGGUGAAAAUAGUUAUGAUGAACAGGGAUGCGGAGAAGACGACUAAUUUCAAUGAUCAGCUCACGAGAGCUCUUUCUACAGUCUGGAAGGUGGAAGGUGCUUGACAAAUGAGUUAUUGAGACAUUAGAGGUUUCCCGUAAAAGAGAUUGAUACAUCGACAUUUGUUCUUAUUAUACUCUGCUUCCACCUGAAGUUCAAGAACACUAUCUGUAGUCAUUCUACAACAUGGCGCCAGCGGACGUAGAAAGCUUAAGGACCGAAAAUGCUCGACUUGCCUCGGAAAUGGCAUCGAUGAAGAAGAAGAUGAUGCAAGCAAUCAAGAAACAGAGUACAGAGGUAAAGUUGGCGCAGCAAAGGGCUGAAGCAGCUGAGGCUGCACUUGCGGCUGUGUCUAAUGGAAGUGUAGAUGCGGCUAGCUUGCAUUCUGGCAAUGAAAGUGCAUCUUCUGAAGUUGGAUCACAGGUGUCUCUGGACUCGAGCAUAGUACGAGCCACUUCUGGAGUUUCCGAAGAAGGUACUGGAGAUAGAAAUGAUGCUGACGUAGAGACCUUGGCUGAGGGGGUUUACUUGAAGGAGCGUGAAGUUCUUGCUUUAGAAGCUCGUCGAAGUGCCGAAGAGAAGGAGAAACUCGAAGCGGUGUUCAGGGAAUUGAAGUUGUCCUCGGAUCAAAUUAUGGAGCAGUUGAUGGAAAGGAACAGGUCACUUGAGUCUCAACUGGAGGAAAUCUCGCGUAUCAGGGUUGAGCAGGUUCGAUCUUCAGAUGUCUCCCCACAGCAUCAUGAGGGUGUAGGUGCAAGUGGCGUAUCCGAUUCCGAAGAAUCGAGGACGUCUGAAAAUGUAAACGCCGCGACAAUCUCUCUUCUCGGGAAGCAACUCAUGGAAGCAAAUGAGAAAGUGGAGAAGCUAGAAGGUGAGCUGAACGAGCAAGUGCGAAGUUUGCAGGCUUCUGAAGCUGCUGAUCUUGAUGUCAAAAAUGCUCAUCCUCCAGCUGAUAAGACCCUUUCCGAGCUCAAUGCAAAACUGCUACAAGUGAAUAAGCAGCUAGAGGAGGAGGUUACUAAGUACAACGAACUUGAUGCCAAAUUCGGCCGUUUACUUAAACGCUCAAAGCAGCGAAUUCUAGAGGUUCAAAAAGAAAAGGACGACGUUGAAGUACAGUUCAAAGCAUUAGAGGAGAAGGCUUCAGAAGCAACAGCCCGGCUGGCAGCACUGCAAGCAGAUCUUAAUGCCACACGCAAUCAGGCGGGUGAUUCUAUUCGAAAUCUGGAUUCGGAACGUCAACAAUCAAACACAGCUCUUCGCAGAGCAAGACAGGACAUAGAGGAGAUGCGGCAGGUCUUGGGAGCUAGGGAGCUCGAGCUUAAUGAAUUAUCAAGUCAAGUAUUUGAAAAGGACCAGCAAAUAACGGGGCUUAACGAAAGGCUGAUAGAGGCAGAGGCUAAACAAGAGGUUGCCAUUUUAGGAUUGAAGGACACACACCAGAAGGCUGUUAACAAUUAUGCACAGCAGUUGGCAGAGGCAACCAAGGAUCGUAUUAAAGGGGAUGAAGCUCUUUCCUCUUUACAGGCUCAGCUAGCUGAAAAUGAGUCCAAGUUGGCAGGAAUUGAAGCAGCCAGUAGUGGUGAGGUGGUGCGACUGAGUGCCUUGUUAGAUGCAGCUCGAGGAGACAUACAGCGGAUCCAAUCUGAGCACGAGAAAGAGCGUGAAACAGAGCGGGAGCAACACAAGUCAAGUAUUUUAUUAUUGAUGGACAAGUUAAAAACAGCUGAGUUGUGGAUUGAUCAAGUGGAGAUAAGGGCUCGAGACACGCGAAGUGAGCUCGAGUCUGAACUUGACCGCUGCCGUCAGAUUCUGAGUGCUACUCAAGUCGAGCUUGCUACGGCCAGAGUUGAGACUAAAUUGCAAGGACAAGAACUAGCUGCUUACAAGGUGAGGGCCCAUGCCCUACUGCAGAAAAAAGAGGCAGCACUGCAGGCUGCCCAGGAUUCUUCAUCAAUAGUAACACUGGAAUCAGCUCUCGAGGAGGCGAAGGCAGAGGCUACAGCAGCUUCCGCAGCCAGAGACCAAGUAAUGAGAAAGCUAGAUGCAACUGUAGCUGAUUAUCAGCGUCGGUUUGACGCACAGGUUGGUGCUAUUGAAGAGGCAGAGCUUCACAUGAGACAUUUGGCGACUCAACUUGAAUCGAGCAAAGCUUUGGUGAAGUCCCAGCAGGCUGAAUAUGAACGGCGCUUGAAUCUAGCAGAAGAGUCUUUAUCCUUGAAAUCAGAGGUGCCUGCUACAACACCCACGCCUGUUAAUGAAGAUCUAGAGAGAGAAAUCACUGCCAUACGGCUUGCAGAGAAACAUCUGAAGGAGGAGUUCGAGUCCUACAAGGAAAUGACAAAUUCUAUGAUGUCAAGUAAGGAUGAAGAAAUGAUGCGUCUUUUGGAGGACAGGAACUCUUUGCAAAAGCAUCUCUCUCAAAAGGCAUCAAGUGUAGUUACAAUCAAGUCAGUAACCAGUUCACCGCCACCACCUCUUGCAGAGCAGCAGAUUUUGAUAUUGGCCCGGCUACAAGCACAGAAAGAAGAGGAAGUAGCUAGGUGCUUGCGCCAUAUUGAAGCACUCCAGGAGGAAAUCAAGGAACGGGAACAGGAAAAUCGUCUCCGUUGUCACCAGAUUACAAUUCUUAAAGAAGAAUAUCACAAUUCUGAACGAAAUCAGAAGCGGUCAACUGUAGAUAUGACUUAUGUAAAGAAUGUGAUUUUAAAGUUGUUGGAAACUGGAGAGGUGGAGGCUCUACUGCCUGUGAUUGCAAUGCUUCUUCAGUUCAGUCCAGAUGAGAUGCACCGAUGUCAAGAGGCUUACAACAUGCGGGCCUCAGCUGAAGUUCCAUUAAGUGGAGCAGCCGCAGUUGUAGAUGCGGCCACAGCAGCACCCCGGUCAUUGCUUUCCAGAUUUACGUUAAGCUGAUGAGAGAAAUGAACAGCAGAAUGUGCUUGUGGAGCGAGUUCGCUGAAAGAACGCUGUACUCACCGCCCUGCCGCUGAUAACCAUGCCCACCCGUAGUUAUGGACCUGAGAUAUGGAAUGGUUGGAGAUGGCCAAGAACCGAGGCCAUUGAAUGGAGCAUGGGCGCAUCAUCCAUGCAAGAUCCAGCCGGCUCCACGUCCACAACUAUUCUUGGCACAUCCUCGCCUGGCAGUAGAUUCAUAAAUAAGUCUCUGCAACACUCAAUUAAUUGCCCCCCGUAGAACCGUUACAUCUCUCUUGCAGUUUAAUCAUUCCCUGCAUAAGCAUCUGCUCAAAGAAGUAUAAUCUCCUCUCCUACCAUGUUCCAUGUUCUUCUCAAUUCUGAACACUAUAUUUUCCGAAUGGAGAUGAUCUUGUUUCAAGCGUAGACAUAGUCAAUCACAAUGUUUACAGUGAGAGAAUGUUUUUGCAGAUUUGCAAGGGGAGCCUCAUCCACCUAACAAGAUAGACUUUCA
Physcomitrium patens is the source of this 3983-nucleotide messenger RNA. Lineage: Eukaryota; Viridiplantae; Streptophyta; Bryopsida; Funariales; Funariaceae. The record is from RefSeq and is a predicted model, not a curated record.